Messenger RNA from Cladocopium goreaui, 1275 nucleotides. The record is from the annotation of a GenBank genome assembly. Lineage: Eukaryota; Dinophyceae; Suessiales; Symbiodiniaceae.
GUUCCAUUGCUCAUGGCCUUCCGGGUUUCGACCCUGCACACGGCCAGCGGCCAAGACGUGUGCCUGGAACCAGCAUUGGCUCCUGAUGAAGCCCUCGAAGAUCUCAGGCGUCGCGCUGCCUACGCUUUGCGGGUGGGGAUUCGACAGGUGACCCUUCUGAACGGAGACAAGGAAUUGGUCGGAAACUGCUCCGUGGCUGAUGUGAUUGACGAAUCCACCGUCCAGGACCUCACAGUGCUGCUGCAGCCGGUGCUUCGCGUCUAUCGCCCGCAGCUGAAGGAGGCCUGGAAGGCGACCGGCUUCGUGAAGCUGCAGAAGGUGGCGUUUCCACCCUCUAGCGGCAUCGAUGUGAAUAUGAUGCCCUUCCGGAUGGGCGACAAAGCAUCGCUCCCGAAACAGCUGAAGGGCUACUGGCCGCUGAUCGAAGCAUGCAGGCUGCCACAGGAGGAAAUUGGAAAGGUGGGUUUCUUGACCAUCCAGGAGACGGAUGUCACUGCAGGGGAUGCCCAACGUCGUCCCGGGCUGCACCUGGAAACUCCAGGAGUCGUGAUGUUGGAUGGCCGGGUGUUGCUGACAACCGCCAGAUGGGGCUGGGGGCUGGCAGGAUUCAAACGGAAAGAAGCCAAAAAGGUACCUCCAAUGCACCUGCUUGAAGACGAUUCCAAGACCGAUGAUGACUUCGACCCUUUUGAGGAGGACGACCAGUCGGAUGAGAUCCUUGACGGCCUUGACGGUGACAUCAAGUUUGUCCAUACCCGGUUGCAAGGUGGAAUCUACACAGCCUCCACCGUGGAAAAUUCUGCCAGGUAUUGGGAUCUUCGUUUUUCUGACCCAGCGGAAGUUUGUGGCCCCUUGGGGGACCUGGAACACAUGCGUCAGGUGCUGGGCUCUGGUGAAGCAGCAGAGGCCGAGACAUUGUAUUGGAUGAGCGAUGCAACGCCCCAUGAGUCCGUUCCUUUGAAGGAAGACAGUCAUCGUCAGUAUUUUCGCCUCGUGACGAGCUCUGUGUCCCUGUGGUAUUCGAAGCAUUCCACGGAGAACCCUUUGGUGAAGCCAGAUCCCAGCGUUACGAGGAUUGUUGACACAGACAAAUUCGAAGACUUCCCACUUGUUGGUCGAUUUGAGCGGAGAGGAAGUGAUGCAGGGGACAAGAUUUGGGAUGUAUACGCUGAACAUCUUGGUGAAGGGGGAGAGCGAAAGCUGUUAGAGCAGCAGCUCGGGCCCCUGUGAUGGACUUAGAAACCGCAAGAUGGCGUGCUGCUGUCUGAAAAAUCU